UCACACUCCUCUGGUAUGUAAUAAAUAUUUCUUGUAUUAUCUAAACCCCUAUACCCCAUAUACACAUCUCAAGAAUUGAUAUAUCUUUCCUGUGAUGUGAUCAUGAAACUUCAUGCUCAGCAAAAAUGAUUAUGAAAUGCCAUUUUAAGUUCGAUUGUUACUGCCAAGUGUCAAAACAAGCGAAACAAAAUGUCAAUAUAAAAUUUAUAUCCUCCUACGUACGUCCAGCGACGGCGAAGUCUAUAGUAUUUCCAUAGCUUCCAGAAUGCCGUCUAGUUCUCCAGGACACCGGACUGCAAAAAAAAAAAAGAAAAAAAGAAGAAGAAAUUGAACUUUAAUCAAAGUAGAGCAUUGCCACGCAGUGUACUAUGCAGCGGGUUGACAUGUCUCUCUAUGAAGCAUUGAGUGGUCCUAAAAAGUCCGUUCUUUUUUUUCUGGUAACAUGUCUUGCGCUGAAGUGCAGAAUGGUCAGAGUUCCGUGACAUUUAAUCGAACGCCAUCAUCGACGUUUCAUCGACAUGGAACCGACAUUUCAUGACGUUUCAUCGAAUUGGCGGCCGCCGCUUUUUCUUGCGGCAACGUGUGAAAUACGUAAAAGGCUCGUCAGACUGGUCAGGUGUCGAUGAAACGGCAUUCGAUGACACCAGUGGCCAGAGGUCAGCAUCCGAAGUGGACACGUACUGCCUUUACUCCUGGAAUGCAGAUGGCACAAGCAAAGUGGAACUGCAUGUACAAAAUUGAUCAUAAGAAGUAAGCGACCCCGCAGAAGCGAUGUUCACAAACCUAGCUUGUUCGGUGCUGUUCCACAGCUUGUGCAAGGGUUAUUUUCACUGUACGUGGCUAAACAUGGCGACAGGCCUUCCACAGCUGCUGCUAUAGUUUUCGGCGCUCCUGAAUGCUUCGACAUCCAGCGUAUCCAGUUGAAUGAGAUAACAUGAGUCUGCCAUGAAAUUGUUCAAAGUCUUGACACAUUGGAUUUAAGAAAUUGAUAAGACGCAUGUAAUAGCUGAGUAACAAACAGAACCUUUUGAAGCGGGCAGCAUUUGCUGGAGAUGUAGGGGUCUUGGAUAACAUAGACCGACGACGGACGAAGUGCAUGGACACAGAUAGGGACUUACAAACGAAGGCUGCCCGCUUCACGGAUCCAGCAGCUCGCUUGCAUUUCACUGUUUUGUGCUUGGAGAAUCUACUUGCAAAAGGGUACAGGAGCAAUAAGUAGCCUGACGAAAUGGCGUUGUACCGUGACAAAAUGGGAUGUACCUAUAGUCUUAGCAUAGGAAAAAGAGGGAAAGGAAAGGUAGCAAGCUGGUCACAAACUGGGAACAAAGUCAACCGAGAGCAAGUGUUACAAAAGGCGUCGGUAAGCUGGAUGAAUAGCCACAGAGCAGGGGCCGGUGCUAGGGGUGUGCGGGGCCUGAGACAAAGGCACAUCGCGGGGCCUGUUUCACACGAUUAAGUGUAUACUUGAUAUUUAAAAAAAAGGUAAUCCCUGGUUGAGGGCUUCGUGCGCGGGGCCAAACGCGGUCGCUUUACGCCCCCCGCGCAAUCGCCGGCCCUGCCACACAGGCAUCACUAACACAGUUUCCCGCAUUGCAGAUUGCCAAAGUCUGCCUCAGAAGUUGCCUUCUGAGAGAGGCUUUGGCAAUCCGAAUUCCUUUGGCAAUUAGAAUUAACUCGACAACAACGUAACGAAUGUGUUUCCUACUGCUCUUGGCGCGGGACACCAAGUAGGUCGAUCAAAAGCCAUUGUCUGCGUCAUAUCGCUGGUUUCUGUGAUCAUCAAGCCGACAUCGUCAACCGCUGUGGGAUGUCGGUCGCAAGUUGGCAUUGUCAGAGUCAUCUCGCUGCUGUCGGUCAACAUCAAGCCGCCACUGCUAACUUCUGCUGGAUGUCGGUCGGAAGUUGGCAAUGUGGGCCACAUGUCACUUGUUUCGGUCAACACCAUGCCAACAUUGCCAACUUCAACGUGAUAUCGGUCGCAAGUUGGCAUUGUCGGCUACAUGUCGCUUGUUUCGGCAAACACCGAACCGACAUUCCUAACUUCAACGUGAUAUCGGUCACAAGGUGGCAGUGUCGGCGUCAUGUUGCGUUUUUCCGUCAACAUCGGGCCGACAUUGGCAACUGUCUUAUAUCCGUGGGACACCCGGCGUACUAUGGAGGCUAUGGUUUAUCGAACCAAAGAUCCUUCCCAUCUUGACAAGUGAGACACCAGUACAGGCGCAAUAAAUAUUUAUCAAGAGAACAAUGAAAACAGGAAUGGCGACUAUACAUUAUCGUCACUCAUCAAUUUCUGUGGCCCACUGUGCUUGAUGAUCUUGUGGCGUAGCCCUGAUUUGCGACUGAGCAGAAAAAACACGUCACUUUAUUUCCACUUCUGAUUCAUUCCUCAGACGCUUUCAGACAUAUGUCGGCACAGUUCCCUUAGAAGUCGGCCCAGGACGCACAUUCCCCCAGGGCGUGAGUCGUGACGUUGCCCACAUACGUGAGGCCGACAACGGCAAGCCCUAUCACCACCACCACCACCACCACCACCACCACCAUCUCAUUCAUUCACUCAUGCCCACAAUCAUCGCCAACACCUGAAGCACGUGCCUUUCAGCCUAAUCCAGGUCGGAAACGUUCGAUCCAGUGCCGCCUCACUCGCCCAUACUUGUUUAUCGUGUCACGGUUCUACUGGCUCCGUUCCCCGUCAAACCUGUAGUAUAUUGCCGCAUGAUAACCACCGAACCAUCGCUCCCCCAUGUCGUCAUCCCCGAAAGAAGAGUCUAUGUCCCCGGAACUGCCCACGGGUAUACAAGAGAUCUCCGGCGAAUAUGCUACGGGCACCCUCUUCAACUCUGGCCUGUCCAAGGGCCCAUCCACGAGCACAACGACGAGCAAUGUACGCAACAAAAUAUCCUCCGCAGAUGCCGAAGAACAGUCCCCUGCGGCGUCCAGGCCUGCAAUCAAUCCCAGGAUCGCCCUCAUCACUGCCGCACUCAUGGGACAUUCAAUCUACAAAUCUAAAAUCUUGCGACUGUGCAUGGCUCUCUCUGGAAUAUCGAUCGUGACGGCAGCCUUAGCCUUUAUCGCCGUCAAGUACAUAAAGGACAGCGUCAAGCCUAACGUAGAUUCUAAUACUGAGGUGCGUAACGAGACCACCACCGCAGGAAACAUCGAAUCCACCCGUGGGAACCGAAGCAACGCAUCUCUUCCGCUCGCAAUCUUCAACCAGAUGGAACAUGGGGAGACGGUAUAUGUAUUCGACCUCGACUAGGCCGCUUUUCACAAAUCGUUUCAAUAGUAAUUGUAAAUGAGAAAAUGGGAAGGGAAUGUCUUUCCGUAGUUUUGUGCGAACAGUUUGUUUCGUUUUCUUGUAUAGCAUUCAGUCAUGUAUCACGCCGUCUGCCAGGCCUCUUACACUUGACAAAGCCGAUUGGACCAAGACAUAUACAUAUGUAUUUGCUCAGCAAUACAAAAUGCUUAAUAACGUUA
Messenger RNA from Ornithodoros turicata, 3474 nucleotides. RefSeq lists its product as uncharacterized. The record is from RefSeq and is a predicted model, not a curated record. The transcript is spliced from 2 exons. The coding region runs from base 2741 to 3256 and encodes 171 amino acids. Lineage: Eukaryota; Metazoa; Arthropoda; Arachnida; Ixodida; Argasidae.